AUACAUAGGUAGCUCUUACCAUUUGUUUCAUUUCUAUUAUUGGGCAUAUCUCAGCUUGAUCUACUUUGGCUAUUGGCAUUUUUCGAGGGAAAGAAAGUAUUUUUGUGCCUCACUUGCGAAUCAUUCGACAUACUCACCUAGAACAACACUAUUCUUGCCUUAUCAAUUCGCGCGGCUGCGAAUUGUUAACCUACAAGGAUGGGCUUAUUAGCUUUGGGUACGGCCCUUGAUUGGCCGGAUGCGCAGAAGCAUGCGCAACAAGUCAGAGCAUGGGGUAUCAAGCAAUUGCUAGAGAUAUGGAAUAAGGCCAAGCACAAGGAGAGAGAUGCUAUGUUAUGGGGUGAUGAGAUAGAGUAUCUGGUUGUGAAAUAUUCCAAAGAUGACCCUAAAGUCCUCUUAUCGCUUCGACAAGCCGAUAUUCUGAAUGCUCUGGCAGCUGAUGAGGAACUCGCCGAUAAGGGCGGCUGUGUUCCAGCGCUCCAGGAGCUUGAAGCACAGAGAUCGAAUCCACUACCAGUUUUUCACCCUGAAUUUGGCAGGUUUAUGCUUGAAGCUACCCCAGGCAAGCCAUGGGGCAUCGGAUUUAAAGAACUUUUGAGUGUUGAGCCAGAUAUGAAGAUCAGGAGGAAGAUUGCUAAGGAGCACAUGCAUCCUGAAGAAUACCCACUCACACUGACGACCUUUCCUCGUUUGGGAGUUCCAGGCGUCUUUACGGACCCCUAUUACCCACCAUCUGGAUCUAAACUUCGGUCACAGUUUGUGCCGGAUGAGAUUGCUAACCCACACAUUCGUUUCCCAACCCUCGCGGCGAACAUACGCUGGAGGCGCGGGAGGAAGGUACAAGUGAACGUCCCAGUUUUCCAUGACGAGAAGACGCCAAAUCCAUGGAAGGAUCCCACUGUCAAUUACGAUCUCCACAAUUGGCCUGAGGAUGACGAUGUGAGAAAUGGCGCGGCCCCGGAUAACUUUAUCCAUAUGGAUGCUAUGGCAUUUGGAAUGGGAAGCUGCUGCUUGCAAAUCACAUUCCAAGCGAAGAACAUUAUCGAAGGCAGACGGAUGUAUGACCAGCUCAGUCCGAUUGGCCCCAUCAUGCUGGCUUUGACAGCGGCAACGCCAAUCUAUAAGGGGUUCCUAGCUGAUACCGACGUCCGGUGGAAUCAAAUCAGUCGUGCUGUAGAUGACCGGACACCUGAAGAGCUAGGAGAAAAACCCCUGAAAACUAGUCGUUGGCGUAUACCAAAAUCCCGCUACGCAUCAAACUCCACUUACAUCAGUACCGAUACUCGUCUUCGACCAGAAUAUUUUGACCCGAACCUGAUCAUCGACGAGGCUAUAAAAGAGGAGCUUUUAGAAGGUGGCAUGGAUGAUCGCCUGGCGACACACUUUGCGCACUUGUUUAUCCGUGAUCCUAUCGUAAUAUUCAACGAGGACCUUGAAGAGCUCGACCUGACCAAAGCCGAUCAUUUCGAAAACAUUCAAAGCACCAAUUGGCAACACAUGCGUUUCAAGCCGCCGCCACCGGGAUCCGAUAUCGGUUGGCGUGUUGAGUUCCGGCCCAUGGAAAUACAAAUUACAGAUUUUGAGAAUGCUGCCUUCGCCGUGUUCAUGGUGCUAAUCACGCGCGCGAUCUUGAGUUUCGAUCUCAACUUUUACAUCCCUAUUGCUAAAGUGGACGAGAACAUGGAGACCGCGCACGCCCGAGACGCAGUCUUGGAGAAGAAAUUCUACUUCCGGAAGAACCCAUUCCCCAAUCGGCCAAUGCGCAGUAGCGCGACGUCCCGAUCGGGCUCUCCCACGGUCAGCAGACCCGCCACACCUUUCGGGCCCGUUGAGGAUGAGUACACGCUCAUGACAGUCAACGAGAUUAUCAAUGGCUCGCAAUCUGACGACCACGACUUCCCCGGCCUAAUUCCCAUCGUCGAGAGCUACCUCGACUCUGUUAACGUCGAUGUACAGACCCGCUGCGAUCUCUCGACCUACCUCGACCUCAUCCGCAUGCGCGCCAGUGGCGAGCUCUGGACCGCAGCGAAGUGGAUCCGACACUUCGUCGCCAAGCACCCCGGCUACGGACGUGACAGUGUCGUCACGGAUGAGAUCAACAAGGAUCUGGUGGGCGCCGUCAUCGACAUAAGCGAAAGGGAGCAGGCAGGCAAAGGUUGGAGGGACCUACCGGUCCCCGAUGUGGGGCACCUGCUCGGGCGGUUCAGAAGCAGCGGCUGCGGAGGCUUAUAGAGUAGUAAAGCGGCAGAUUGGCUGCGACAGACCAGUUUGUAUGGGAGAAAGAAAGGGAGUGAUGUAUUCGUUAUUGGCAUGCCGAAUUGCAUACACGACGGCGAUUCUCUCGCCGACUGAACAAGUAGCUGUAUGGUACAUUGAGCAUAGGGAUAUUAGAACAGGUAAAUACCUAGUAUGUAGCAAUUUUAUUUUUUAGUUUUACUGAAGUGUUGAUGUUAUGUUGUAGCACGGUCCUAGUUCGUUGGUCUCUUACCUACCCUAUUUGAAGUAUAUGAUGUUACGGUAGGUUACCUACUAAUAAGAUGCCUACUAGGUAACUGGUAUUUAUUGAUUGCCAAAAGC
Messenger RNA from Hypoxylon fragiforme, 2577 nucleotides. RefSeq names its product GCS-domain-containing protein. Gene Ontology annotation, biological process: glutathione biosynthetic process. Bases 199 to 2232 code for a protein of 677 amino acids. Gene Ontology annotation, molecular function: glutamate-cysteine ligase activity. Gene Ontology annotation, cellular component: glutamate-cysteine ligase complex. Lineage: Eukaryota; Fungi; Ascomycota; Sordariomycetes; Xylariales; Hypoxylaceae. The record is from RefSeq and is a predicted model, not a curated record. The transcript has 7 exons.